Zea mays is the source of this 3831-nucleotide messenger RNA. RefSeq names its product E3 ubiquitin-protein ligase UPL4. NCBI's taxonomy places the organism in Eukaryota, Viridiplantae, Streptophyta, Magnoliopsida, Poales, Poaceae. Bases 1 to 3831 code for a protein of 1276 amino acids. The record is from RefSeq and is a predicted model, not a curated record. Gene Ontology annotation, biological process: protein polyubiquitination; proteasome-mediated ubiquitin-dependent protein catabolic process. The transcript is spliced from 14 exons. Gene Ontology annotation, molecular function: ubiquitin protein ligase activity.
AUGGACAUGUACGCGAGCGGCGCGAUGCUGCAGUACGCGAUGGCGACGAUCGCCGACGAGGCCGCGGACGCGGGGGACGCGGCAGCCGCACUCGCCGCGCUCUGCGAAGUGCUCGCCGUGUCUGGUUCGGCCUCCAUCCUGGCCACCCCGCACGCGGGCCUCGCCACGCGACUGCCGGCCCUCCUCGCCGGCGGCUCCGGCUCCCAGGGCGAUGACGUGCCGCUGCUCGCCGCGCGCGCCAUCGCCGAGGCCUGCGACACCGCGGCCCAGUGGGCUUCGCACUUCGCGCGCCACGGCGCCGUCGAGGCGCUCUGCGACAGGCUCCUCGCCGACGACUGCGUCGAACUCGCCGAGGAGUGUUUGCGGGCUCUGAACGCCAUAUCUUUGGAAUGCCCUCACGAGUGCCUCAGCCGGGGAGUGGCAGCUGCUGUGCUGCAGUUCUUCGACUUCUUUUCGACGAGCAAGAAGAUAGUGGCGUUAGAGAUCCUCCUGAACAUCUUCAGUGAUUAUGAUGAAGUGAAUGCGCCUAAGGCCAUGGAGGCUGUGCCUGCACUGUGCAACCUCCUGCAGAAUUCUGAUACAAUGAUUCUUGAAUCUGUUGUUUCGUGCUUGGUAUCGGUUGCUGAUGGUGCUUGUGAAAAUGAUAAAUACAUGAGUAAGCUCAUCUGUGAAACGAAUGUGGUCAAGGCAACAUUGACCUUGAUGUAUAAUGAGGGGUGGAAGAGCCUCAGUGAUGCCACCUUAAAGGGCAUUCUGAGGCUGUUUAGAGGUCUUGCUUCUUUCUCCGCAAAGGCUGUGAAGUCUCUCUUUGAAUUAAAUUUUUGUGUAUUGCUCGAGCAGAUGAUAAGUUAUUACAGCUACGUGCACCACGAUAGUGAUAAGGUCCAGAUGCUCCUGGAGCUCAUUUACCAGCUUAUGCCACCUCUUGAAACUUCUGGUCAACAUCUCAAAUUAGUCACUGCAAAGAAAAAAAUCAUCAUGCGACAACGUAGAUACAUGACCCAGCUUGCUAGCAUCUUUGCCCUUUUAGUACAGGUUGCAAAAUCUGCUGCACUAUCAUCAAUUUGCUACAGCUGUGUUGUUGUCAUUGGCAGCUUUGUUAAAUUAUGCACACCUAAUUUGCUAGUGGAGUUACAGAAGACUGUAAAUCUCUCUAGCUUAUUUAAUUGUUUGUUGGCCCAGAAAAACCAACACGUCUUAUUUGAAACACUCAAAAUUUCAAGGAUCCUUGCAAAAAAAGAUCAGCACUUUUUCUUGGAGAGCUUUACCAAGGAGGGUGUAAAGCAUGCAAUUGAGUAUAUCGUAUCACAAUCAAAAAAUAACAGUCACCAGAACAUGAAAGAAUAUUGCCUUUGCUUUUACAUGGAAACUUCCUCGACUGUUGAGGCAUGCAGCAUUGCGAAUAAUUCUGUUACGGAACUAGCAAAAGAGAUAAAGAAAAACUUCUUAUCGGUAAAAGGGAGUAACAAAUCUCCAAAUAGGUUUGGAUUUACUCUCAAAAGUGUCAGGGACUUUUUUGCUAGGUUGAAUUUAUAUUCCUCGACACACCUUGCUGAAAAUCCUGAUAGCUGCAAGCAGUUGUCUGAUCUUUCAAGGAGAUUAUUGUCAGAUGAACUGCCAGUUACUUCUAAUUUUGAGUUUGUGCAGAGUGGGUCUAUCAAAUGUUUGUCAGUUUAUCUCUCAAACGGGGCAUACUGCAAUGCAGACCUUAAUGAUGGACCUGUACUUGAGCAGCUUAGUGUGGUGCAUAGUCGGUUGCAUAAAUUUGCUAAUUUGGCUCUCACCCCCUUCAAUGAAAGUUCAGCAAAUCCACUUGGGAUUUUGGUGGAGAAGCUGCUAGACACUUUGCACAUGUGCUAUGGCAGUUUUCCGGUACUGCUAUCUUAUGAACAGAUGUCACGUGAGGACAUGACGAUGAUUCCGCUGAGAUAUCCUGAGGCCAAGAAACCAACAUCAUUGCUAUUAAAAUUCCAUAGGUCGCAGAAGGAGAGAGAAUUGUACAACUACAAUGGUGUUCUUAUUGUCGACCUUUUCUCAACACCAGAUAGCACCGAACCAAUUCUAUUUCCUGAGGUCUUUAGAAGAACUGAUCAGGAACCUGCAUCCGAGAAUUCCAAUCAAGAUAAAAAUGACGAUGAUGGGAACAAAUCCUCAAGACUGGAAUUCUUCUACAAUGGCGUGACACUCCAACCAUCUGUUACAUUUUUUGAAUCGAUUCUCCAUCUGAUGUACAAGGGACAAUCUGAUUUAUGGAUCGACCCAUCUUUCUGGGUUCAAGAACACAGCAUAACCUAUAGGAAAAGAAUCAAAAGCAAUAAGGAGAUCUCGUCUCAGAGUUCCUACUAUACUCGGUUAUCCUACGUGCAUGAAAUCCUUCAACGUGCAUGGUUAAAGGACCCUUUUUUCACUGCCAUACUUAAUGGCAAACUUCCUGGCAAUCUGGAUGUGUCUGACCUGUCAUACAAUCUCUUAUUCAUGCUUAAAGUUCUUGAAGGGGUGAACCGUUUUUCAUAUCAACUCUUGAUGGAUGAACAGAUAAACAAAUUUGCUGAAGGUAUUCAAGAAGAUAUCAAUGAUAUUGAAGUGGCAAUAUGUCCAGUACCACGACAUCAGUUCCUCAGUAGUCUUCUCAUAAAUAAGCUAGAGGUGCAAAUGCAAGAUGUCUUGUUCGAUGAUGGCCUCAUACCCUCGUGGUGUGUCUAUCUGGUCGAGAACUGCCCAUUCCUGUUGUCCUUGGACACACGGUGGAAGUACUUCUGCCUGACUGUACAUCGCUCAUUCUUUCCAGACCAGAUUAACCGUUAUUAUCCACAAACUAAAAAGUACAGGGUAGCCCGAAGUGCUAUCAUUGAAGGUGCUGUAUCAGUGAUGACCAAUCAUGGUCCAAGCAAUAGAAUCAUUGAGGUGGAGUUCGAAGGAGAGAUUGGGACUGGGCGAGGUCCAACAUUUGAAUUCUACUCUACAGUUAGUCAUGAACUUCAAAGAGCUGGGCUCGGAAUGUGGAGAGGAGACAGCGGUGAACAUGGAUUCGUUCAUGCUCCUUUUGGACUAUUUCCAAAGCCGUGGCCACCAUCAUCACAAGGAAUUGAUUUUACUAAUAUGCUACAAAAAUUCAAACUUCUAGGGAAUCUUGUAGUGAGAGCGGUUCUGGAUGGAAGGAUUCUGGAUAUUCCACUUUCUAAAGCAUUUUACAAAAUCAUGCUUGAGCAGGAACUCGAUAUGUAUGACAUCCUAUCAUUUGAUCCUGAGCUGGGCCGGACAGUAAUUGAGUUUCAAGCACUUGUUAGCAGGAAGAAUUUUUUGGAAACCUCUUCAGAGGAAUCUAACCCUACGGCUGACUUGUCCUAUAAAAACGUGAAAUUGGAGGAUUUGUGCCUUGACUUCACUCUUCCUGGAAAUCCUGAAUAUGAACUUGUUCCUGGAGGCUCAGAGAAGAUGGUAACACUUGACAGUUUAGAUCAAUAUGUAUCUUUGGUCGUUUAUGCCACACUGAAGAGUGGGAUUGCCAAGCAGAUCGAAGCUUUCAAGUCUGGAAUUAAUGAGGUUUUUGAUCUCAAGGCCCUCAAAAUGUUUACAGAAGAGGAAAUGGAACGCAUACUAUGUGGUGAACAGGGUGCUUGGGAUUUAAAGAACCUUGAGGAUCACAUUGUGUUUGAGCAUGGCUACGAUAUGAGCAGUCAACCGGUUAUUAUUUUUCUGGAGAUAUUGCGAGAGUUUGGAAGAGAGGAGCAGCGGGCUUUCACACAAUUCAGCACUGGAGCCCCUCAUCUCCCACUUGGCGGCCUAGCUUCGCUUGAUCCCAAGCUCACUGUCGUACGCAAGGUUUGUUAG